AUGGAUAUGAAGCGCAAGUUCCUCGAAAGGUUCUUUUCUGUAUCCUGGGCUGCGAAUUUGCGAAAAGACAUCUGUGGCAUCAAACAAGGGUCAGGGGAGUCUUUAUACGAGUAUUGGAAUCGAUUUAAUAAGUUAAUUUCUAGAUGUCCGCAACAUCAGAUUUCUGAGCAACUUAUAAUCCAAUAUUUCUAUGAAGGACUAACUUCUAUUGACAUGAGGAUAAUCGAUGCUGCUAGUGGAGGAGCUCUCAUGAACAAGACUCCGAGAGAAGCUUGGGAAUUGCUGAAUGACAUGGCUAUGAACUCUCAACAAUUUGGGCCAAGGGAUGCCGUGGGAGUGAAAGAAGUUAUCGGGGUAAGUUCUCCUACACAACAACAACUGAAUGAGUCAACUGCUUAUGUGAGAAAACUUGCAGUAGGGAACGCUCAAGUGAAACCAUGUGGGAUUUGUGCGAGUGUUGAGCAUCAUACAGAUGCUUGUCCUACAUUGACACGAGAGGUGGAAAUGAAUGUUGCAAGAUUUGAUGGCGAGACCACCCCGAUUUUCAAUAUAGAAAUCAGAAUCAGCAAUCCUUUGGACAGUAGCAACCACCGGGAUUCCAACCACCUAUGCAGCAGCAGCAACAAUGGACCAUGCCCCAAGCUCCUAGUCCUGCAAGAGACGAGAAAUAGUAUAAAAAGCUUGGAAGAUCAGAUGUCUCAAGUCGUGAAAGAAGUGCGUGAAAUGAAAGAAAGGGAGAGAGGCAAGCUACCCGCUCAAACCCAUAUCAACCCGAAAAAUGUUAGUUCAAUGAUCUUGCAUAGUGGUAAGGAGUUGGAGGGUCCGAAGGUUGUUGCACAAAAAGAGAAAGCCGAAGAGGAGAUUGAGAAGGAGAUCGAGCAAGAAGCGAACAAGUUAGCAAAACUGGCUAAGAGUGGCAAGGACAAGGAGAUCAUGGAGAUGUUUAAGAAAGUGCAGCUAAGCAUUCCUUUGCUUGACGCAAUUAAGCAAGUCCCCCAUUAUGCAAAAUUCCUAAAGAAGCUGUGUACUAAGAAGAAAAAGUUGAGAGGGGAUGAAAAGUUGCUAGCUGGAGAGAUUGUGUCUGCGAUAUGCAUGAUGAAAAUUCUCCUAAUCUUUCACCAAUUUUGGUUGGAUGCCCUUUUAUGCACACACAAAAUUGAUGUUAGAACAGGGACACUUACCAUGGAAUUCGAAGGUGUAAUGGUUCAUAUCAAUAUUUUUGAUGAAUCGAAUGAUCCCGUGGAACCUUACGUUUUGUAUUGUGUAGAUGUCCUUGAUGAAAAUGUGUAG
Andrographis paniculata is the source of this 1290-nucleotide messenger RNA. RefSeq lists its product as uncharacterized. The transcript is spliced from 5 exons. Lineage: Eukaryota; Viridiplantae; Streptophyta; Magnoliopsida; Lamiales; Acanthaceae. The record is from RefSeq and is a predicted model, not a curated record. Bases 1 to 1290 code for a protein of 429 amino acids.